AUGCACCCAUACGUUGACCCAAAUCCGGAAAUCGAAUUCGAAGAGCAACUGGAUGGUUCGAACGAAGGGAAUGUCUUCAAAGUCAAAAUCAACUCGCAGCCUUUCGCUCUCAAAGUGUUCAAAUAUUUCAAUGUGUCGGAGGCACGCAAGGAAUUCGAAACGCCCAUAGACGAAGAAAUUCCCAACGAGAUCGUCGAGAUGCACUGCGAUCCGUUUUACGCAGAGUGCCGCGCUUACGGUCGCAUCAACGAAUUUUACAAUGACACCAUCCCGGAAGAGUACGAAGAGGCCCUCCGAGAGUUUCUCCCUAAGCAAACACAGGGAGGAGAAAAGGCAGUCCUUGCAGCCCAGUGUUAUGGUUACCUGCAUCUUUCUGCCGAGGACGAAGAGAGUUUGAGCGAGAAGUACCCCGACUUGGACUGGCGAAGCGAUGAAGAGGAUGAAGGGAAACCUCUCCGAGCGCUCGUGAAGCAGCUCAUUGACCCCAUCGAUGACGAAGGCCAGCCAGACACACUUCAGAUGUACGACGGCAUGCGGACAUUGCAUCGUAUUGGGAUCUUUCCAAACAACAAUUCUCCCCCGAGUUACCGGGAUGGUCGCUUUAUGAGCUUCAGCGGCUCAUAUACUGUGCCUCAUUGCGCUAUUCAGGCUCUGCCAGAAGUUCAGGCCGAGGCAGACUUUGAGAUGCAGCGGGUCGACAGGAUGAUCGAUGAGCAGGGAAUCGAACCAUCAAUGGCAGCAGUGUAUUAA
This is a messenger RNA of Lasiodiplodia theobromae, 750 nucleotides long. RefSeq lists its product as uncharacterized. Bases 1 to 750 code for a protein of 249 amino acids. The record is from RefSeq and is a predicted model, not a curated record. The transcript has 2 exons. Lineage: Eukaryota; Fungi; Ascomycota; Dothideomycetes; Botryosphaeriales; Botryosphaeriaceae.